Molecule: messenger RNA, 1236 nt
Organism: Aureococcus anophagefferens
Lineage: Eukaryota; Pelagophyceae; Pelagomonadales; Pelagomonadaceae
Exons: 1
Coding region: 1-1236 (411 amino acids)
Biological process (GO): proton transmembrane transport
Cellular component (GO): vacuolar proton-transporting V-type ATPase, V1 domain
Molecular function (GO): proton-transporting ATPase activity, rotational mechanism
Source: RefSeq, a predicted model, not a curated record
AUGUCCAAUGAAUUCUGGCUCCUGACGGUGCCCAACGAGGGCCGGACGCCGGAGCAGACCUUCGAGCGCCUGCGGCGCUACACGGACGAGUUCAGCAAGGGCUACCUCGUCCAGAUCCCGUCGCUGACCGUGGGCACUCUCGACAGCCUCAUGGCGCUGAGCGACGACAUGGAGAAGGUCGACAACAGCAUCGAGGUCGCGGUGCGGAAGAUCGAGCGCCAGUACGCGGAGAUCUGCGGCGGCAGCGGGAGGACGCGCGAGCCGCUGCUCAUCGACGCCGUGCCCGUGGAGCGCUACCUGCCGUCCUUCGUCUGGGAGCACGCCAAGUACCCGCACCGGCGCGCGCUGCCGGAGCUCGUGGGGUCGCUGCGGUCGUGCGUCGGCGCCAUCGAGGACGAGCUCAAGCACCUGACGAUCACGUACGCGGAGAAGACGCAGAAGCUCGCGAGCCUGAACCGGGGCGCGGCGGCGACCAAGGGCGCCAAGGCGUCGCUGGCGCUGAGCCCGCUCGAGGACGUGCUCCGGCCCGAGCAUCUGGAGGGCGUCGAAUUCCUCGACACGGAGUAUCUGGUGACCGUCGUCGUGGCGGUGCCCAAGCCCAAGGAGGCCCAGUUCCUCGAGACGUACGCGUCCAUCGCGUCCGACGUCGUGAUUUCGGACGGCGCGGCCUGCUCGCCGGCCGUGCCGGGGUCCGCGACGAAGCUCACGGGCGACGCCGAGGCGUGCCUCUACGCGGUGACGCUCCUCAAGGGCCGGCGCGCGCCGGGCAAGUUCGAGGGCGACGCCUGGGCGCCGGGCGCCUUCGUCGACUUCGUCCAGGCCUACGCGGCGGCGGCCAAGGCGCUCCAGUUCCAGCUCCGGCCGUUCUCCUACGACGCGGAGCGCGUCGCGCGGAACGAGUCCGAGCGCAAGGCGCUGGGCGCCGAGGUCGACCGCCUCCACGCGUCCAUCGUGCGCUGGUGCAAGGCCCACUUCGCCGAGAGCUUCGUCGCCUGGAUGCACCUCAAGGUCAUCCGCGCGUUCGUCGAGUCCGUGCUCCGAUACGGGCUGCCCGUGGACUUCGUCACCGCGCUCCUGCUGCCCCUGAAAUUCCGCGAGCCCCAGCUCCAGGCCGCCCUCGACAAGAUGUUCAGCCACCUCACGCGCGACGACGCCCGCGGCCUCGUCGAGGACGACGAGAAGGUCGGCGAGUACUACCCCUACGUCAUCCAGAAGUCCGCCGCGCUCCUCGCGUAG